GAGCCCAGACCUGUUACACCUGUAUUGCCUUGCUGCCUCCCCUCCAAGGUCUCACAGGCCCUCCUUGCCAGUGCAGGCUUCUUGCUAAAGUGGACACACCCAGGGUCAGGAGAUAGGGCUGUUGCCUGGCUAAUUAAAAGCCCAGGAAUCCCAGACUGGCUCUCAGUGCCUGCAGAUACAGCUGCAUCGAAAACUUUGAUUCCAGAGACAAGAACAUCCUUGAACAAAGGGCCAGGCAAUGAUGACUUCUCCACAAUCUAGUGAUUUUUUUCCUCCUCAAGACAGUUCUGAAUACAGCAAAGAAAGACAGAUAUAUCCCAGUACCUACAGGAUCUAUGACUCCCAGCAGAUGGUGUGGGUCCUAACAGGGAAUUCUUUAACAGCAGUACCUGCUAGCAACAAUGUCAAGCCUGUCAUUCUUAGCUUGAUAGCAUGUAGAGACACAGAAUUCCAAGACCCUGCAAAAGGUAAUCUAGUUCUUCUCGGGAUCGAGAGUAAAAGUCUCUGCCUCUUCUGUGCUGAAAUCCAGGGAACACCUACUUUGCAGCUUAAGAAUGUGGACAUCAUGAAUAUGUACAAUGAGAACAAAGUACAGAAAGCCUUUCUCUUCUACCACAGCAAAGAGGGCUCCACAUCUGCCUUUCAGUCAGUCUCCUAUCCUGGCUGGUUCAUAGCCACCUCUUCCAUAGCAAGACAGACAAUCAUUCUCACACAGCAGAGGGGUGAAGCUAAUAACACCAACUUCUACCUAGAGCCUGAGAAUUAAAAUCCAGCA
Phodopus roborovskii (desert hamster) is the source of this 775-nucleotide messenger RNA. RefSeq names its product interleukin 36 beta (gene Il36b). The record is from RefSeq and is a predicted model, not a curated record. The transcript has 5 exons. The coding region runs from base 239 to 766 and encodes 175 amino acids. Gene Ontology annotation, biological process: positive regulation of gene expression; cellular response to lipopolysaccharide; cytokine-mediated signaling pathway. Lineage: Eukaryota; Metazoa; Chordata; Mammalia; Rodentia; Cricetidae. Gene Ontology annotation, molecular function: cytokine activity.